CAGUCGUUGCUCAAAACUGCAGUGGUAGAAAUCUCGACACGAGUGUUUUGAUCCUUAGGACUAGCAACUUAUUUUUACAGAAUGGAGACAUUUAUUAAUUUACUUCUGUCUCUAUGCACACUGCUUCUGUCUGCAAACUUUAUCCCUGUUGUGAAUACAUACAGGAGCCCGUGGAAACCUUCUGAUUACAGUAUGGCUGGGUUAAGGAGGGCCAGAGCUGUAAACAGGCCGACACCCAUCAACUGUCAACUGGAGACCUGGUCAUCUUGGACAUCCUGUAACUCCUGCACAGACCAAAAGGGCCGUUUCCGGCGCAUAGAGAAGCCCUCCCAGUUUGGUGGCACACAGUGCGUUGCGUCACUGUGGGAAAAGCUGGCAUGUCCGUCAGUAACAACGCAGUGUGUGGUGACAGACUACUGUGGAGAGGGAUUUACCUGCCAAGGAACAGGGCGCUGCAUCAGCCAGUCCCUUCGCUGUAAUGGAGAAUCAGACUGCGAGGAUGCUUCUGACGAAGAGGUCUGUGAAGACGUCAACCAGAGGGACGACAAGUGUUCGACCUUACUGCCGAUCCCCGGUGCUGAGCGCGGCACUCAGGGCUACAACGUCUUGACUGGAGACUUUGUGGAUCGAGUGCUUGACCCAAAUUACUUUGGAGGAAAGUGUGAAUAUGUCUAUAAUGGUGAAUGGAGGAAAUUCAUUUAUGACGCUUUCUGUGAGAACCUGCACUACAAUGAAGAUGAAAAGAACUACAGGAAACCUCACAACUACCAUACCUACCAGUUUGUGGCUCAAGCUACGUCUGAGGGCUCGCAUGAAUACUUUGAAGAUGCUGUGAGCCUGCUGAAAGCCAGGAAAGACAUGCAUUCUUCCAACGGCGGCGUCACUUUAGGGAUCGCUUAUGUGGAAGUGGGACUGAGUGGAAGUAGUGAAUCGGAGUUCCUCAACAACGUAACGCAAUAUCAAAGCCAGGAUCUAGGGUUUAUUAGGCUUUGGUCCAAAGUGCAAACAGCCCACUUCAAAAUGAGAAGUAAUGAGUUGAUGCUUCAUGAAGAUUUCUACGUUUCACUAAUGGAGCUGCCUGAGCAGUAUGAUUUUGGGACGUACUCCCACUUCUUCAACACAUUUGGCACCCACUACGUCACAGACGGAACAAUGGGAGGAACUCUUGAAUAUGUCGUGGUUCUCAACAAAACGGAAAUGGCAAAAUCAAAUAUUGAUGCUAAACAAGCUGGUGGUUGCAUCGGUGCCUCUAUUGGUUUGAGCCCUCCCCUUUCCAGCGAUGUAACAGCAGGACUCAAAUUGAGUGGGGAACAUUGCUUAAAGACAGGAAGUUUUCAAAAAGCCGCUGACUCUGAUUCAGCCGAGGUUGUGGACAUUGUCCAUCUAGUGAAAGGGGGAGUCACACACAGCAGCGCUGGCCUGUUGGCUAUCAGGAACCCCGACACCUACAGGAACUGGGGGGCGUCCCUCAAAUACAACCCAACACUCAUCGAAUAUGAGACCAUGCCAAUUUAUGAGCUCGUGCGCCUCAGCACAGCCGCUGGCCAUGUAGGUGCGAGACUGGCCAACAUGGAGAGGGCCUGGGAUGAGUAUCAGUGGCAGUUUGACGCCUGUCGCUGCGCCCCCUGCAGGCACAACGGCAUCCCUGUCCUCACCGGGACGUCCUGCCAAUGCAUCUGUAAGCCAGGCUACCAGGGAGAGGCCUGUGAAGAGACUCUCAGGAGAGACACGCAGACAGAUGGGUCGUGGUCAUGCUGGGGGGCCUGGUCCUCCUGCUCAUCAAGGAGGAAGACUCGGACAAGAACCUGUGCUAACCCUGCUCCUGAUGGUGGUGGAACGACCUGCGUCGGCUCCUCCUCUCAGACUCAACGCUGUUAAAGUCACGCUGGUUUCAAUGUGAAGCUGUUGAGGGCUAAGUGGACAUAAAACAGUUGUUUUCUAAUGAAUAAAAAUGCUCCACUAUCCUGUGCUUGUUUUGUUUGUUUAUCUGUCUGAGGAGUAAAACUGAAGAUCAUUUAUGUGAAUUUAAAAUUUGAGUAACAGGCUGAAUCCAGGUCAGUGCUUGAGGCAGCUCUAUAGUUAGGAGUGUUAGUUGGUUUAAGUCAAACUAUUAAUCUAAAGACAGAAAAAAAACAAAGUCACCCCACCUCAAACUUCUAUUUUCAACAAGGGGUUUUUAAUCAUCAUUCAGAUACUAAAAGCAUUCAGUUGUCUCAUGCGUCAGUCCUCUGCAUGCCAGGUC
Molecule: messenger RNA, 2242 nt
Organism: Pungitius pungitius (ninespine stickleback)
Lineage: Eukaryota; Metazoa; Chordata; Actinopteri; Perciformes; Gasterosteidae
Gene: c8a
Product: complement component 8, alpha polypeptide
Exons: 11
Coding region: 82-1878 (598 amino acids)
Biological process (GO): complement activation
Cellular component (GO): membrane attack complex
Molecular function (GO): protein binding
Source: RefSeq, a predicted model, not a curated record